AUGUCCAUGCUUACCCCUGUCCUGCAGCCCCCGGAGGUGAAGGAGUAUCUGUCCAAGGGCGAGCGCUUCAUCAAAUGGGAUGAUGAAACAGCAAGUGCUUCUCCUGUGAUUCUUCGGGUGGACCCAAAGGGCUUCUACUUGUACUGGACCCAUCAGAAUAAGGAAAUGGAAAUUUUGGAUAUCACCAGCAUCCGAGAUACCCGCGUAGGGCGGUUUGCCAAAAUCCCCAAGUGCCAGAAGCUCCGAGAGGUUUUUAACUUGGAUUACCCUCACAGCACCUUCCUGCUUAAGACUCUGACUGUUGUAUCUGGCCCGGACAUGGUGGACCUCACUUUCCACAACUUUGUGUCCUACAAGGAGAAUGUUGGCAAGAGCUGGGCUGAGGAUAUUAUGGCCAUCGUUCGGAAUCCCCUCACGUACAACGCUUCUCGGUACACCUUCCUGGAGAAAAUCCUGGUGAAGCUGAAGAUGCAGCUUAAUGCAGAGGGAAAGAUUCCUGUCAGGAAUAUUUUUCAGAUGUUUCCUGCAGACAGGAAGAGGGUGGAAGCAGCCUUAAGCGCUUGUCAUCUUCCGAAGGGCAAGAACGAUGCCAUCAACCCAGAGGACUUCCCUGAGACAGUGUAUAAAACUUUCCUCAUGAAUCUGUGUCCACGGCCCGAGAUUGAUGAGAUCUUUACCUCACACCAUUUAAAAGCAAAGCCCUGUAGGACCAAAGAGCACUUGGCAAAGUUUAUCAACAAGAAGCAGCGAGACUCUCGCCUCAAUGACAUCCUUUUCCCACCAGCCAAACCUGAGCAGGUGCAGAGCCUCAUAGAGAAGUACGAGCCCAGUGGGAUUAACAUCCAGAGAGGGCAGCUGUCUCCAGAGGGGAUGGUCUGGUUUCUCUGUGGCCCUGAGAACAAUGUGAUAGCCCUGGACAAGUUGGUGCUGUACCAGGACAUGACCCAGCCGCUCUCACACUACUUCAUCAAUUCGUCACACAACACGUAUUUAACAGCUGGUCAGUUUUCUGGUAUCUCGUCUCCUGAAAUGUAUCGCCAGACGCUGCUGGAUGCCAUUGAGGCCAUUGCAGAAAGUGCUUUUAAAACAUCUCUCUACCCUGUCAUCCUGUCCUUUGAGAACCACGUGGACUCGCCCAAGCAGCAGGCGAAGAUGGCUGAGUACUGCCGAACCGUAUUUGGAGAUAUGCUGCUGACAGAGCCACUGGAAAAACACCCACUGAAGCCAGGAGUUCCUCUGCCAAGUCCUAAGGAUCUCCUAGGGAAAAUCUUGAUUAAGAACAAAAAGAAUCAGUCUGUAUCUGGGAAGAGGCAGAACUCUUUGAAGAAAGGGAGGAAUGUGGAACCAGAAAUCACUGAGCAGCCAGCCCCUAUGGAUGCUGAAGAUACUGUCUGGGCAGGUGAUGUGGCUGAAGAGGAACCAGAGGAAGAGGAUGAACAUCUUGGAAACUUGGAUGAAGAGGAGAUCAAAAAGAUGCAGUCAGAUGAGGGCACUGCUGGUCUGGAAGUGACAGCAUACGAGGAAAUGUCCAGCCUAGUUAAUUACAUCCAGCCUAUCAAAUUUGACUCCUUUGAAGUCUCUGCCCAGAAGAACCGGAGUUACGUCAUCUCUUCCUUCACAGAGUUGAAGGCGUACGAUCUACUAACCAAGUUCCCUGUGCAGUUUGUAGAAUACAACAAGCGACAGAUGAGCCGGAUCUACCCCAAAGGCACCCGGAUGGACUCCUCCAACUACAUGCCCCAGAUGUUCUGGAACGUCGGCUGUCAGAUGGUGGCACUCAACUUCCAGACCAUGGAUGUCCCCAUGCAGCAGAACCUGGCUCUCUUUGAGUUCAACGGCCAGUGUGGCUAUCUGCUCAAGCACGAAUUCAUGCGGCGUCCGGACAAGCAGUUUGACCCCUUCUCUGUGGACCGCAUUGAUGUGGUGGUGGCAAGUACCCUGUCUGUCACGAUACUCUCUGGUCAGUUCCUCUCCGACCGCAGCGUGAAGACAUAUGUGGAAGUAGAGCUGUUUGGGUUGCCAAGGGACACAAAACGCAAGUACAGAACCAAACUGACCUCCACUGCCAAUUCCAUUAACCCUGUGUGGAAAGAGGAGCCCUUUGUUUUUGAAAAGAUCAUGAUGCCCGAGUUGGCCUCUCUCAAAAUUGUGGCUUGGGAGGAAGGAGGGAAGUUCGUCGGUCAUCGUGUCAUUCCCGUUAUUGCACUGCACUCAGGCUACCACCACGUUUGUCUCCGCAGUGAAAGCAACAUGCCGCUCACCAUGCCUUCUCUGUUUGUGUACCUGGAAAUAAAGGACUACGUUCCUGAUGCCUGGGCAGAUCUGACCAUUGCGCUCUCCAACCCCAUUAAGUUCUUCAGUCUGCAAGAGAAGAGAUCAGUUAAGCUGAAAGAUGGCUCGGUGGAGAGGCUUGGCACGCAGAAGAGCUUCCCAUCUGCUGAAACUAACGGGAUACCAGGCUCCACCGGGAAAUUCGGCACUCCUCUUUCGAAUGGGCCUGCAGGAGCAGCGGCUUUCGCCAAGGAUGAAAAUGUGAUAGAAGUGACACAGAUUGCAGAGCCUCAGACAGCCAGCCUCGCAGAACUGCAGCAGAUGAAGCUCUUCCUGAAGCUGCUGAAGAAGCAGGAGAAGGAACUGCAGGAGCUGGAGCGGAAAGGAAGCAAACGGAGGGAGGAGCUGCUGCAGAAAUACUCUGUACUCUUUUCGGAGCCUGUCUGCUAUGGAGGCAAGAAACGGAUGAUGCACACGAGGAAAACGCAGAAGAAGAGGAGUCUGACGAGAGGCGAUGCUGGUACGUGUGCAAGUCCUGUAGAAAUGGCAGAAAGCGUCGAUAGCCGAAUUUUGGAACUGAGAGAGAGGCUGGAGAUGGACCUCAUCCAGCUGGGGGAGGAACACCACGAUGGGAUUCGAAGAAAGAAAGAGCAGCACGCCGCAGAGCAAGUUACCAAGAUCACAGAGCUCGCCAGAGAGAAGCAGACAGCUGAGCUGAAGGCACUGAAGGAGUCAUCAGAAAGCAAUAUUAAAGACAUUAAGAAGAAGCUGGAGGCAAAGAGAGUGGACCGCAUCCAAACCAUGAUGAGGAAUACCAGUGACAAGGCUGCUCAGGAGAGGUUGAAGAAAGAAAUUAACAACUCUCACAUUCAGGAAGUGGUGCAAACGAUCAAACUGGUGACAGAAAGGACAGCUCGGUAUCAGCAGAAACUGGAGGAGAAGCAGGCGGAUAAUCUGAGAACAAUCAAGGAGAAAGAAAGCCAGCUCCAGCAGGAGGCACUGGCAGAGUACGAGGAGAAAUUGAAGAGUCUGAAUAUGGAGGUGCAGGAGGUGGUGAAGAACUACGCAAAAGCAGGCUUUCCUGGCGGGCCAGAGACUCAGAAGGAAGCAGUUCAGAGCGUUCCUGAGCGAGAACAAGGCCCUGCAGAACAACUGGAAGAAAAGAUCCCUGUGGCAGAGGUCUCAAGGCUUCUCAUAGCUGUGCCCGAGCGCCCGGGAGCUGCAACAGAUGUCAAGAUUGAAGAAAGCAUUUUCUGA
Opisthocomus hoazin is the source of this 3528-nucleotide messenger RNA. NCBI's taxonomy places the organism in Eukaryota, Metazoa, Chordata, Aves, Opisthocomiformes, Opisthocomidae. The record is from RefSeq and is a predicted model, not a curated record.